UAUGGAAGAUCAAUUAGAACUAACUUCUUAAUGGGGUUUCUAUGAGAUGUGCACCAAAAAGAACAACAAGUUGCCAUGUCUUAUACCAUAGACCAUCAUCUUCGAUAAGCUUAUGCCUAAGGUUUGGCUCUUCAAUCCCAAAAACACUCAAGUGGUCAUGAAAAAGAAUUCUGACAAACUCUCUAACCUCGAAAUUGCCAAGGCAUUACUUGGUAUCAAAUUCCCUAAGGACAUUAAGAUAGACACCCUGACUCAAUUGGUUGAGCAAGCAAGACAAUGUGCUCAAUUCAAAGAAGUACUAUUUUCUUUUAUAAUAUCGAAGGAAACUCCAAUAGCAUUUUUGCAAAUGAAAAGGAAUGAGGGUGUACCUAUGAAUCGUUAAGAGUUAUUGCAAUUCUUUGUUGAAGGCAAAGAUCUCUCAUCUUUGGCAUACAUGCAAUAGUACAUUGAAAAUCAAAGUAGCUAGAUUAAUAGUUUGCAGAUGAAGUCUACUACGUUGAGUACCAUUAUGAUGUUGAUUUCAUUCCAAUCACUUUCAAGUUUUUCAAGAAAACUCUCACAAUCAAAAGAGUGAACAAAAGUACAACUGCUAAAUCCAGCAAUCCUUUCCAAACACUCUUGAUGCCAGUCCAAAGUAGUGGUUAAAUUCCAGUCAGACAAUAGGAGGUUCAGAAAGUGCAGACCAUGUUCAAAUAUUGUAAUUCUACUCUAAACCAACGCUUCCAAGAAGUAUCAAUAUAAUUUACUAAUCCCGAAAGGAGACAAAAAAGAUAGCAUUCUAUCUCGAAAAGGUAUUCAAAGUCAAAAUACGCAAAUUCACUCCCAAGUUCAUUGUUGAUCAAAGAGAACAGAUCUAUUUCGCUGGCAUCAAAUAGAUCUCUAUUUAAAUCCAAAGCGGAGGUACCUUUUAGUCUCAUAUGAAGCACCGUAUCAAAGGGGUUUAAGAGAUGAAAUAGCUAGCAAUGGUUAAUUUGAUAAUUUCAUGAUGGCGUGCAAAUAGUUCAGAUUGGAUAAGAAUGCAAACAAUGAAUUCAAAAAGUAUCCGAAUCAAAUUGUGGAGGAGGACAAGAAAUUGAGCAAAACUCUCUACAAACACUUAAUACUUGAGAGGUGUCAAGGGGAUUUUUGCAAUUAUAAAUUAAUAGAAAAAAACAAGUAUAGCAUAUAAUUUAUUUAAAGAGGACCUUUGCAAUUAAGGAAAGGUCUAUUGGAAACCUAUAAGAAUGUGUUUAAGGAAUCCAAAUAGACAGUCAGUAAUAUGAGCACCAACUUACCUUAUGAAAUCUCAUUGUAAUUAAUAGUGCGUACUCGAGAUGAUCAUAAAGAAGUCAUAGAACUUUUUAAAAAAUACAAAAUUCAUUUAGAAAAUUACAAUCCAGAAGAACAUCCUGAAAUUAAAGACGAAUAACAGCAUCCAUUUAGCAAAGAGAAUUCAGACGUUCAAGCCUUAAUCAAUCUAUACAAAUCUGUCAAAAUCUGUAAGAAUUGCUUCAUAAUCUAUUCGAUGAUUCAAAGACACUUUGAAUCUUAACUCAAAAAGGACAUUAAAAACGGAGUUUAAUUUAUCAAUGAAAAAAAGACUCCCUCCUUAUAAGUAGAUGAAGAAGCAGAAAGACGUAGAAAGAGAGAAGAAAACAUUCUCAAAAGGCAGGAGAAACUAUAAAUGAAAUCAACUACAUCAACUAAAUCUUUUCGAAUAUUCAGAGCUCCAACACAAAAGAGAAAUUUUCUAAUUACUUCUAUACCUGAGAGCAGAACCUCUAAAACGGCAUCGCCUUAAAAGUUUAGAGAUGUGUGCAAGUAAAUAGAAAUUAAUAGAUUGACAUUGGGUUAUUUGAAUUAUUAAAAAUUGGAGCAAUUUUAAAAGCCUAGUCAGAUGGAACAAUCUCAAGAUUUUAGAAAUGAGUCUUAUAAUUUAAUUUACUUACUUGCAGAACAGAAAGCCCCAAAUGUUAGAAGAAUAGACACAAGCCAGUAGGAGAAUAAGGAGUUACAAGGGAGAGCAGAGGAGAUAAAGAGGAUGUUAAUCAGGACUUCUAAAAAGGAGUAGGAAUGCAGAGCCAUACAGAAGGAAUACUAUAAUGAAAAGAUAUAGGAAGGUGUUUAAUAAAUCUUACUUUCAACUUCAUCUCAUUAUUAUUAUCAUGUUAAUUUUGAUAUAGUAAGGAAAUUGUAUCAAUUCUAAUUAAGUACUCCGAUGUAAGCAUUAUCAUAUGAAUUGAAAUAUGAUCAAUUAAGAGCAUUAUAAAUUGAAGAAGUCUGUGAGAUGAUGAAAUACCCACCUCCUUGUUUUGAAAUUACACAAUUGGAGUAUUUGGUAGUUGAUUCUCAGACUGCUGUUCCGUAUGCUUUAUUUGAGAGUAACAUAACCAAGAAGAAGGAGAAGAGUUCUCAAUCGGGAAUAGAUUUGAUAAUCAUACUCCACGACAUGUUCGAAUCCUUUUUUGAGUAUUAUUAUCAAUUAUAUCUUAGAUAUUAUCCAAUCAUAGUGGAUUUGAUCAAUGAAGCCUAAAAUAAGAAGGUACUUCUCUUAAACACUCCUGGAUAAGCCUACACCUUAUUCAAUAAGAAGCAAGCAUACACAAAUAUCUACAUAGCAGGCAUCUUAGAUUAAAUACUAUAUGAACUAUCUACCAAGGGCAAAAUUGACUUACAAACUGAUACAUUAAAGAUCUUGGGAGUGGGAUCUGGAGGAUUUCAUGCCUAAGCAUUCAGUAAGACAUUGUUCAAAUCAAAUUAGUUGUACAAUCUCAAAAUACAAUUCAAUUCAGCCAGAUUGCUUUUGUUAAUUCAUACACAUCCAUUUACCCUUAAUUACGAAGCUUCUUUGCUCAAUCAAUCAAAAUAUUCGAAUCUCAACCAGCCGAUAUGCCAGAACUUGCCUUUGAAUACACUAAUACGAUUAUGAAUACUCGACCAAUUUCUGAGGAUCUGCUUUCCUGUGUUUUGCACCAGAAUCCAAUCAAUCAAUUGGGCAGGUAAAUCAUUUUGGAGGGUAUAGUUUACAAUCUAAUUUUAGGUUUGUUGUAAAGUCCUUCGUUUAUGGAGAGAUUCCAAAAACUGAUUCUUAGUGUGUAGGUAUACCAUUCCUUAAAGAAUUGUUUGGUCAACAUAUCUGAGGCUGAUUUAUUGUAAACAUUCCUGUAGGAUGAGACUCUGGAUGUAAAUAAUGUGGCCUUGUCAAAGAAGAUACAAAUGAAUAAACGUACAGUCUAAUACAUUGAGGGUGGACACUCUAUCUUAUAUGAAAAUAAGGAUUAAUUGGUGUAAAUUAUAAACAGAUUGGCUUGACUAAUAUAAAUAAUUUAUUCAAAUGUAUAAAUUUCUUAUACUAUUGUAAGUAUUCGUGUGGUUAAGCGAGGCCAAAAGAAUUCAAAAGAGUUUUCGUAUCAGACAGCUUUCUGAUUGGGAAUACUUGACCAAAUUCGGAGCUGAUGUUGGAGAUGUCACUUAUCAUCUCUAAUUCAGAAUUGUUGGAUUGGAAUCAGAGGAAAUGAGAGAACGCAAAUUUCCAAUUCUUUUUGAAUUGUAUUUGGAUGAACAAUGGCCUGAAGUAUUGGAAAGACAAGAUUGUGAAGUAAGUAAAAUUAAUUCUAAAUAAUUUAGAGAGCAUCCUUAGCUAAGAGAAAAGAGACCAUUUAAGUACCGGGAAAUGGAGAGUACUCAUAAAUAUACACAGGAACUAUCAAGGCAAAAUUAAGAGCUCAUAUGUGGUAUUAUGCCAUAUCUGAUUGCCAUCGAAGAUUAAGGGAUGAAUUCAAGGAAGAUCAGUAUAAAAAGGUUAAAUUUGAGGUGGAUGUUCACAUAAAGAAUGUUGGUAGGACUGAAUUCUCAGUUGAACAAUUCGGAAUUUAAUAUUUCAUGUUUGCUGUAGUUUUGGUUGACAUUAUAAUGCUUGUUUAUAAUGGUUAUUACAUUGUAACAAGGCAUGAAAAAUAUGAGGAAUUCAGUUUAGCUUUGUUUCUUUUGGUCAUUACUCUUUUCCUUGAAGCCAUUUCUUAUAGUGAGAAUUUGUUGCACUUAUGGGUAUACAGUUAUAAUGGACAAGGAGUAUUUUUGCUUCAUGUGGUUUCAGUUAUUGUAUAGGUAAUUCUUAAUAAUAAAUGCAGGUUGCAUCUCAAUUCUCUUUAACAAUGAUAUUAGUGAUGUUAUCCUGGGGUUGGCAAAUAAACUUCACUAAAUUCGACAGUUUCGAAAUAUUUCUGCCUUUAUCACUAUUAAUAGCAUUCUUUUAAUUGACUAUCGUAGGAGUUGGUUUUAUUGAUUACGAUGCUUAUUAUAAGGAUCACUCUUAUGAAGGAUGGGUUGGCUGGUUAGCAUCUUUUAUAUAUAUUGGAGAAUUCAUCUACUUUAUUAAUGGAUUGUCUAAUACAUAUAAAAAGAGUACUGGAGCUGUCCAAUAAUUUAUAAUGAUGCUUGGAAUGUAUGGAGGAUGUUAUUUCGUCAGUUUCCCAGUUCUCCAGACAGUCAAUUUAGUAUUACUAUUAGAAUAACCAUGUAGUUUGUAGCCAGGUAUCUUAGACAUAAAGUAAUGGAAAUAGGAACAAUAUCUUUGAGAACUGCUGCUAUUCUACUUCUGACUCAUUUAUUUACAUCUAAAAAUUCCCUAUUUGCUAAAAUAUCAUAUGAUAGCAGAAGUUUCUUGGAUAGAAAUAAAGACGAUUGA
Paramecium octaurelia is the source of this 4666-nucleotide messenger RNA. NCBI's taxonomy places the organism in Eukaryota, Ciliophora, Oligohymenophorea, Peniculida, Parameciidae. The record is from the annotation of a GenBank genome assembly.